GAUCUUUCCAGAGUGAUAAGCAUGGUUCGAGAACAAAAAUGCGUAUUAUGUCACAUUGUGUACAACUCAAAAAAGGAGAUGGAAGAACACAUGAGAAGCAUGCUUCACCACAGAGAACUUGAAAACCUGAAGGGAAGGGACAGCAACCAUGAAUGCCGGGUGUGCAGGGUGACACUGGUGGGUUUGUCAGCAUAUGCCAAGCACAUCUCCAGCCAGCUGCACAAAGACAAUGUUGAUGCCUAUGACAGAAAAGAGGAAGAGAAAGAAGAGGCAGAAGAAGAAUACCUUGACAAAGAACUCAUUCAACUAAUCAAGCAAAGGAAGGAACGGAAUCGGCAAGCUGAACCAAACUGUGCAAACCAAGAAUUAGAAUGUGAUGAUAGGAGAUUACAGAGAAGGCGAGAAGAGCGAGCUACUUAUAAAGAAAGAGAAGCUUAUGAUCAAUCAUCCUGGCAUCAUCACAAUGCAUCACAAAGGGACUGGAAGUGGGAAAAGGAUGAUUAUAUUGGCUCUAGACAAGGCAAAUUUUCACACUCUCAGAGGAACCUUAAUAUAAACAGACAUUCAGGUGGCCCAAGAGGACGCUCUGGGUGGCACCAAAAUGUUUCAGGAAGCUCUUCAAAUAGACAUAACUAUGGGAAUUCUGGAAAUGUUUGGCAUCCAAGUGGGCGGGGAGGAGGAACACAAAGUUGGCAUCACAGUGCCAGGGAGAGAAAUUCUACUUGGCACUCAGAAGGAACAGGUCAUUUUUCUAGCUGGAAUUCCAAGAGUUAUGGAGGAAACUGGAAAUCUAGUCCUCAUGGUGCAAAUAGCUGGAAUUUUGGAAACUCAGGAGAUACAUAUUCGGUAGAGCCAAUUAAAUACAAUAAGGAAAGAUAUGCAUGGCAGCGGCAGGAGAAAGACAUUGAUGUUCUGCCAUACAGAGAUCGAAAAAAUAGGAGUGACUUGCUUGAUUUUACUAGCGAUAAACUUCCUUCUGAGGGGGCAUUGGAUUUUGGUACGUCGAAGCAACCAGAAAGCAAAACUUCAAGAGCCAGUGGAAAAAGUGGUAGUCCUUCCAGAGAUAAAAUGUAUCGCUGGACUCCCUACCCAUCCCAGAAAGCUGCAGAGCAGCAACCACGAUCUGAAGAUAAUGUUUCUAAAACUCCAGAUAAAAUAGAUUCUGUAUUUAUGCCUCUUACUGAUUCAUCAAUGAAAGGAAAAACUUCUGAAGCCAAUGUUAGCCUUUCAAAACUCAAAAAGCAGGAAGCAUCUUCCUCUUCUAAUGUAACCUCAGAUCACCUUGGUUCUUGCAAGGUAAUGGAAGACUGUUCCAGUGGUGAAAAGCCUGACAAAGAUGAUGGCAGAAGUAAUAAGAUGCCAUCACUGAAAUCCCCUCUUCUGAAUAUCACAGAUAGGAAGUUAUCUUCCCCAAAGCAAGACACAGGCAGUCUCUUAAAAAAUGUCAAGCUUCUGUUAUCCUCAACUAGUGGCGAAGAGCAGAAACAUUUGAAUGCAGUGAACUUGGAAACAAACAGUUUCUCCUCUUAUUCUCCGAAGCUGCAUGGUGCAUGUCCUGGUAACUUACAAGACAACAAAGAUGUGCUUGGUAGCGAUCUUGGAGAGCCUGUUAAUAACUCAAGUGAAGCAGAACAAAACCCCAAAGACGUUCAGUCCAAUCAUUCCUUGCAAAAUCUUCCUUUAAGCUCUUGGAAGGAUUCAAGUGACCAGAAUAGGGAAGAAACUGGGAAAGCAUCACCAAAAAACGAGUUCAGACUAGAUUCGUUAGAAGAGGUGAGCGAUGAUGAUCUAACGGUAAAUGAGAAGUCAGAAGCAAGAGUCGAAAGGUUGGGUUCUUCUGUUAGUUCUUGUUUACCCUGUGACACUCCAGAAGCUAAAUCUGCCACCUCUGAAAAGGAAGAUGAUGAAAAACCUGCUGCUUCAAGUAUUAUUUCUGCUGAUCUAAAAGAUUCUACGUUUCAGAUGGAAUCCACAGUUUCUCCAUCAAGUGGUCAGGACCAUUUGCAUGUGGAUUUGAAAACCUCCUUACAGGAUGGAGAAGGGGAUGAAGAGCAUGUCAAGUCACAUGAUCACUUUGAAAUGGAAGGUUUUGAAAAUCCUUCAGAUCAUGAGCUGCAAAAAGGAGGAGGCCAGUCACUAGGCCUGGUUCUUCCUGAUUUAAGCAAACUUGGCCUCCCUGCAUCUCUGCAAAGAGACUUGACACGACAUAUUAGUCUGAAGAGCAAAGUCGGGACACAUCUCCCGGAGCCCAAUCUCAAUAAUGCACGGCGCAUUCGGAAUGUGAGUGGCCAUCGGAGGAGUGAGACUGAGAAGGAGUCAGGGCUUAAACCCACCCUCAGACAGAUUCUUAGUGCUUCCCGGAGAAAUGUAAACUGGGAUCAAGUCAUCCAGCAGGUAACCAAGAAGAAACAGGAACUUGGCAAAGGUUUACCAAGGUUUGGCAUAGAAAUGGUGCCUCUUGUUCAAAAUGAGCAAGAGAGUCUAGAACUUGGUGAAGAAUCUGAUCUGUCUACUCUGGAAGGAUUCCAGUGGGAAGGGAUUUCCUUAGCAGUGCCUGGCUCAGCCAGAAAACGUAGCUUUUCUGAAAGCAGUGUUAUUGCAGACAGAAAUCCUUCUGCUUAUAGCUUCUUCAGUGAACAAGCCAAAAUAAAAGAAAGUGGACAAAGGCAAAUAUUUGCAGCCAGCCACUCACACCACAUAACAUCUGGGUAUGAGGCAAGCCCUGACAUUGAGGCUGACUUGAAACGGGAGACAUCUUCUCUUCCUUUGUCACCGCUUAUGUCUGAAAGAACUGAGACUACUGGAAGGAGACACAGCCUACAGGCCACCUCUGAGGUCACAGGCCUCACAAAACAAGACCAGGAGAGCCCAGAGAAGAGAACACCCCUUCUUGAAAAACAAAAUGUACUAGAAAUCUCAGGAGAAAAUCAUCCAACUUCAAAUAAUGCCUCACUUCUUGCAGUGUUUAAUAACAUAGAUGCAGCUACAGACAGUAGCUGCACAUCUGGUACUGAGCAGAAUGACAGCCAAGGAAUUGGAAAGAAACGAAGAGCAACCGGAGAGGGAUCGUCUCCUGAAAUCCCUAGUCUAGAAAGAAAGAAUAAGAGAAGAAAAAUCAAAGGUAAAAAAGAACGUUCUCAGGUAGACCAGUUGUUGGCUAUUUCGCUGAGGGAAGAAGAGUUAAGCAAGUCACUGCAUAGUGUGGACAGCAGUCUCUUGCAGGCUAGGGCUGCCCUGCAGGCUGCAUAUGUUGAGGUUCAACGGUUCCUUGUAUUAAAGCAACAGAUAACCAUGGAAAUGAGUACACUGAGAAGUCAGAGAAUCCAGAUCUUGCAGGGGUUACAAGAAACAUAUGAACCUUCUGAACUGUCAGAGCAACUUUCCUGUAGUGUUUUAAGUGAGAGAAGAAAUAGCAAAUCUCAGAUGGCAGCUGACUUAAUUCCUGCAGGUUCCUUCCUGCCCCUUUUGGACACUUUGUCUUCUUCUGUACCUCCACUGGGAGCUUCUGUUCAUGUAAAUGUACCGUCACCAUUCCAGUCUUCUGGCAUCACACUCACCGCUCCUCCUGACACCUCAGUACAAGUUAAACGAGAACCUGUGUCUCCAAAAGGCUUAGAAGAAAACGUAAAUUCUGUACUCCAGAGCUCUCCAUGUGCUUCACAAGCAGAAGAGGUGGAGCAGAAGGAUGAGACCAACCAGAAAACUUCAGUGUAUCCAGUUAUCUCUGCAACCAUAUCCCUAUCGGAGCUGGCAGCUUGUUUCCAACGCGCUAAUCAAGAUGUUCGUAAGCCUGCUGUGGACAGGGGAAAGGCUGGACUUCCUGAGAACCCUUCUCCUUGUUUACUGUCUGUUUUCAGCAAGAGGGAAGCAAAUGAUACAGUCACUGGAAGCUUUUUACUGGAUCAGUGUAGUAGUUCUCUUCCAAAGCAUUCAGUCCUUCUAGAAAUGCCAAUGGAUAAAACCCCCAGAUUGUCAGCAGAACCAUCUGAGCAACAGACGGCAACCACUGUAGUCGCAGCAGAAAAAGGGAACAGGAGGAGGAGGAAGUUAAGGAAGAAGAAAACUCUGAGGGCAGCCCAUGUGCCAGAGAACAGUGAUACAGAACAGGAUAUAAUUGACUCUAAGCCUGUCCGGAAAGUUAAGGGUGGAAAGGUGCCUAAAGGAGAAAAAGUUACUACAUCCACUCCUCCAAGACAGGAGGUUGGAGCUACCACUCAAACAGCAAGAAACAAAGAUGAGAAUGACAGCGAUGCUUCUCUGGAACUAGUUGAAGUUCCAGCACCCCAGUGUGAGGUGGUUGACGUUGGUUCAUCAGAGUCAGGAGAUGAGAAACCAGACAGUCCAUCAAAGAGGGAUUCACGCAGCUCUGUGGAUCAAGCAGUCCUGGAGGCAUCUUGCUCUGGUUAUGAUGAAGUGAGCUCUACCAGCGAGAUUGGCACAAAUUAUAGGGAUGAUGGGAAAAGAAGUGUGGCUGAGACGCAGACUUCCAUAUCAUCGCUAAGAGGAUCAAAGAACUCGUCAGAAGUGUCUUCGGAGCCAGGUGAGGAUGAAGAACCUACGGAGGGAAACUUUGAGGGACACCUGGCUGCAGUGAAUGCUAUUCAGAUUUUUGGGAAUUUGUUGUAUACCUGUUCAGCAGACAAAACAGUUUGUGCUUACAGUCUGGUUAGCCGGAAGUGUGUGGCCAUCUUCGAAGGGCAUACAUCAAAAGUGAACUGCCUCCUGGUCACUCAGACAAAUGGGAAGAAUGCUGCACUCUACACUGGCUCAAGUGACCACACUAUCAACUGUUACAAUAUCAAGACCAGAGAGUGCAUGGAACAGUUUAAAUUGGAAGAUCGGGUGCUCUGUUUACAUAGUAGAUGGCGGAUCCUUUAUGCAGGCCUUGCAAAUGGCAGCGUGGUUACUUUCAGCAUAAAGAACAACAAGCAGGUUGAUACUUUUGAAUGCCAUGGCCCUAGAGCAGUGAGCUGUCUAGCCACAGCUCAGGAAGGAGCACGCAAGUUGUUGGUAGUGGGCUCCUAUGACUGCACUAUCAGCGUGCGAGAUGCGCGCAACGGACUGCUUCUCAGAACCUUGGAAGGUCACAGCAAGACUAUACUCUGCAUGAAGGUUGUGAAUGAUCUGGUAUUUAGUGGCUCCAGUGAUCAGUCUGUCCAUGCCCACAACAUUCAUACUGGAGAGCUGGUACGGAUCUAUAAAGGCCAUAACCAUGCAGUAACGGUUGUGAACAUUCUUGGGAAGGUGAUGGUGACAGCAUGUCUGGAUAAACUUGUUCGUGUUUAUGAGCUACAGUCACACGACCGCUUGCAAGUCUAUGGAGGCCACACAGAUAUGAUCAUGUGUAUGACCAUCCAUAAGAGCAUGAUCUACACUGGAUGCUAUGAUGGCAGUGUCAGAGCUGUGAGGCUUAAUUUGAUGCAGAAUUAUCGUUGCUGGUGGCAUGGAUGUUCACUGAUCUUUGGAGUUGUGGACCAUCUGAAACAACACUUGCUAACUGACCACACCAACCCAAAUUUUCAGACCCUAAAAUGUCGUUGGAAGAACUGUGAUGCUUUCUUUACUUCCAGGAAAGGCUCCAAGCAGGAUGCUGUAGGACACAUUGAAAGACAUGCUGAGGAUGACAGCAGGAUUGACUCAUGAAGCUUUUCACCUCCCACAUUGGGAAGUAAUUUUAUAUGUCAGAAUUAUUCCAAACAACAUCAAUUUCUUACUCCAGUCUUUCCCUUUCUUUUCCCACUUGGAAUGCAAAAACGGAGUGGGGAUGAAAUGCCUUGCUACAGAAACUGCAGGUUGUGUUGCAGUCUGUAGAAAUAAGGCUGAUCAAUUAAGACUUGGCACAGAUGGAAGAUUUUUGCAAGUUUUCAGUUCUUUGACAGAUAAGAAUAUUCACUCCUCUUGUCUGCCUUGGUUUUGUGUUCUUG
Messenger RNA from Phaethon lepturus (White-tailed tropicbird), 5924 nucleotides. RefSeq names its product zinc finger protein 106 (gene ZNF106). Gene Ontology annotation, molecular function: zinc ion binding; SH3 domain binding; RNA binding. The coding region runs from base 22 to 5643 and encodes 1873 amino acids. The transcript has 21 exons. The record is from RefSeq and is a predicted model, not a curated record. Gene Ontology annotation, cellular component: cytosol; membrane. NCBI's taxonomy places the organism in Eukaryota, Metazoa, Chordata, Aves, Phaethontiformes, Phaethontidae.